AUGGAAAUUCCCAUAAAUGUGUCGGAAAGUGUUUUGGUAGACGAUGAUGAGGAACAAUGUUUAAAAAAUCUUUCGUGGGGUGCACGCCUCAGGUGGUAUCUUCUUUGCACCGCGCUCGGCUUCUUUUGCAGCGCUAUGGGAUAUGUUGCGCUUUCCUUCGGUGUUUAUUGGAAGUACUCGGUGUUAAACACACUCGGCUCUUUGAUUUCGCUGGGCGGUAGUUUCAUACUGAAGGGACCCCGCGCCCAAUUGCGAUAUAUGUUUGAUGAUUACCGUCGUGCCGCCUCUGCUGUUUACAUUACUUCCCUCAUUCUUAGCUUGGUGGUUGCCAUUUAUUUCAAGAGCUUCUUCUUGUGUUUGCUCUGUGGGAUUGUUCAAUACGUGGCACUUAUUUGGUACUCGCUGUCAUUUGUUCCAUACGGACAGGAAGCCGUUGCAUCGUGUAUUCGACGCGUCACAGGUCUUUGA
Trypanosoma brucei brucei TREU927 is the source of this 468-nucleotide messenger RNA. RefSeq lists its product as hypothetical. Gene Ontology annotation, biological process: vesicle-mediated transport. The coding region runs from base 1 to 468 and encodes 155 amino acids. Gene Ontology annotation, cellular component: membrane. The record is from RefSeq and is a predicted model, not a curated record. The transcript has a single exon. NCBI's taxonomy places the organism in Eukaryota, Euglenozoa, Kinetoplastea, Trypanosomatida, Trypanosomatidae.